GAUGCGAGAGCGGCGCUCUCCGCUGCAGCUGCCGCCGCCGCCGUCGCAGCUUCAGCCGCCGCAAGAGCCGGAGCUGUGAGGAGCCGGGGCCGUGAGGAGCCGGGAGGAGCUGGGUGCGCUGCCGGGCGCUGACCGCCCUCCCGACCGCCGUCAGAGGUUCUCCAGCAGGCCCUGGUGGCCCAGCAUGGCCCACUGAGGUGAACCAUGACAGGCCGGCCCACACGCGCCGCUGACCAUCCAGAGUCGCGUCUCACCAGGAGGUGACCCCUCCUCCGGCCGCCACACCCCCACUCGCCCACCCCCGCCAGGAAAGUGCCCGCGGCUGCCACGGACACCAUGUAGUAGGGCCGGCCGCGGCGCCCAGCGAGCUGCGAUGGUUUUGUACACGACCCCCUUUCCCAACAGCUGUCUGUCCGCCCUGCACCGUGUGUCCUGGGCCCUCAUCUUCCCAUGUUACUGGCUGCUGGACCGGCUCCUGGCCUCCUUCAAACCCACCACCUACGAGAAGCGCCAGCAGGCGGACGACCCGUGCUGCCUGCACCUGCUCUGCACCGUGCUCUUCACGCCCGUCUACCUGGCCCUCCUGGUGGCCGCGCUGCCCUUUGCCUUGCUCGGGUUCCUCUUCUGGUCGCCCCUGCAGUCCGCCCGCCGGCCCUACGUCUACUCACGGCUGGAAGACAAGGGCCUGGCCGGCGGGGCAGCCCUGCUCGGUGAAUGGAAGGGAACAGGGGCCGGCAAAAGCUUCUGCUUCGCCACCGCCAACCUCUGCCUCCUGCCCGACUCGCUCGCCAGGUACAACAACCUUUUUAACACCCAAGCACGGGCCAAAGAGAUCGGGCAGAGAAUCCGCAACGGGGCCGCCCGGCCCCAGAUCAAAAUCUACAUCGACUCGCCCACCAACACCUCCAUCAGCGCGGCCAGCUUCAGCAGCCUGGUGUCUCCGCAGGGCGGAGAUGGCGUGGCCAGGGCCGUCCCCGCGACCAUCAAGAGGACAGCCUCUGUGGAAUACAAGGGUGAUGGCGGGCGGCACCCCGGUGACGAGGCUGCCAACGGCCCGGCCUCCGGGGAGCCAGCUGAUGGCUGCGGCCUUGAGGACGCCUGCAUUGUGCGCAUCGGUGGCGGUGGCGAGGAUGGGGGCCGGCCACCUGAAGGCGACGACCCUGCCCCUGGGAGCCAGGCCAGGAACGGGGCUGGCGGGGGCCCGAGGGGCCAGACACCCAACCACAAUCAGCGGGACGGGGACUCGGGGAGCCUGGGCAGCCCCUCAGCCUCCAGGGAGUCCCUGGUGAAGGCGCGAGCCGGGCCGGACGGCGGCAACGGGGAGCCGGGUGCCAACAGCAAGCUCCUGUACAAGGCCUCGGUGGUGAAGAAGGCGGCCGCACGCAAGAGGCGGCACCCGGACGAGGCCUUUGACCAUGAGGUCUCAGCCUUCUUCCCCGCCAACCUGGACUUCCUGUGCCUGCAGGAGGUGUUCGACAAGCGGGCGGCCACCAAGUUGAAAGACCAGCUGCACGGCUACUUCGAGUACAUCCUGUACGACGUCGGGGUCUACGGCUGCCAAGGCUGCUGCAGCUUCAAGUGUCUCAACAGCGGCCUCCUCUUUGCCAGCCGCUACCCCGUCAUGGACGUGGCCUAUCACUGUUACCCCAACGGGCGGAACUCCGAUGCCCUGGCCUCCAAGGGAGCUCUGUUUCUCAAGGUGCAGGUGGGAAGCACACCUCAGGACCAAAGAAUUGUCGGGUACAUCGCCUGCACACACCUGCAUGCCCUGCCAGAGGACAGUGCCAUCCGGUGUGAGCAGCUGGACCUGCUUCAGGACUGGCUGGCUGAUUUCCGAAAAUCUACCUCCUCGUCCAGCGCAGCCAACCCCGAGGAGCUGGUGGCGUUUGACGUCAUCUGCGGAGAUUUCAACUUUGACAACUGCUCCUCUGACGACAAGCUGGAGCAGCAGCACUCCCUGUUUACACGCUACAAGGACCCCUGCCGCCUGGGGCCGGGGGAGGAGAAGCCGUGGGCCAUCGGUACCCUGCUGGACACCAAUGGCCUGUAUGACGAGGAUGUGUGCACCCCUGAGAAUCUUCAGAAGGUCUUGGAGAGCGAGGAGGGCCGCAGGGAGUACCUGGCGUUUCCCACCAGCAAAAGCCCGGGCCAGAAGGGGCGGAAGGACCUGCUGAAGGGCAACGGCAGGCGCAUCGACUACAUGCUGCACGCCGAGGAGGGGCUGUGCCCAGACUGGAAGGCGGAGGUGGAAGAAUUCAGUUUCAUCACCCAGCUGUCCGGCCUGACCGACCACCUCCCAGUGGCCAUGCGGCUGAUGGUGUCUGCGGGGGAGGAAGAGGCGUAGACCAGCCACGUCGCCGGCGUCCGGAGCUGCGCGGCCUCUGCCAGCCCUCUGAGUCGCAGCCCAUCCCUGGGCCACGUCCCCUCCAUGGAGUGUCCAGUGCUGCGGGGAGGAGGGCAGGGACCGGGAGGGAGCCGGUCAGGGACCAGGAGCCUGGAAGCAGCGCUGCUCUGGGCCCUCACUGCGGACAGAGGAGCCAGGCCGGCCCGGGGAGGCCCCAGCUGCCUAACCAGUGCCAUUCUUUCAAAACGUGAUUUUCUACAAAUCUACAGCACAACCUAGUUUGUAACCCGUGGGUUAGUAUGAGGACCGGGUUUAUGUACUCUUUGUAUCUCUUCUUAAGCUUCGUCCAGGGUUCAUUAUUUUUGUCUGCUGCCAAUGUCGUCUCGCAUGCCUGCACCCUCGCAUGCACGCUGCCCGCAUGCCACGUGCCACGCUGUAGCCACACAGACCCCUUGCUCGGGCCUCACCCAAGGCCAAACUCCAAACACAAUCAGAACCAGCCAAAGAAGCACUUCCUGGGCACGGCCGCCAGCUCUCCCGCUCCAGCCUGGAACAGCUCACCGCAGGGACCUGGGGGCUGUGUCUCUACCGCCAGCCCAGGGCUCUUCCCAGGGUCUUGCAUUCAAGGGCGAUUACAUUUUAAAAAAGAAAAACAGAUUAAGUUAAAAACAAAACCAACCCUUCACUUCAAAGGGUCUGCAAAUCUCUCACAGAACUUUGCUCUUCCUGAAACAGGGUCCCUUCCCGCCCAGGCACGCCAGGGUCCAGCUGGCUCUGGCCGCCAUAAAGCCUCCUCUGGAGACUCGGGUCUGGGCAAUGGAGCCAUAAAUGGGGAAUCCGAGAGAGCACCCGCUUUUUUUUACAGGAAGAAGGGGACUCAGCACAAAGGGGGGUGGGAGGGCCUCGUUUUGAAAAUGACAGAUUUGUAACUUCUAUCAAAACCAACACAUCCUCUACUUUCUACCCUCCGGACACCUCUCUGGUUUGGGACCAAUCCUUCCCUGGGGACUGUCCCCACCCACGUGCCGGCUGAGCUCAGGAACUGCCUGCCUGCCCCCAGGUGGGGCUGUGGCUCUGGCCCCCCAGGCCCAUCCUCAACAGCUACCCCAGCCAACACCAAGGCUCUGAAAGGGCAGGAUGCCAAGGUGCGGAGAGGGCCUGUCCCCUCACCAGUUUGCAGGCUGGGGUGGCAAGGCCGACAGCCACUGCUUGGCUGGGCAGGGAGUGGUACUGGCUGGAGUCCAGGCACAGAGCCACCCUGCUACUGGGCCCCCCGGCUCCGUGUGGCAGAGCUGGCCAACAGCCCACGGUCCCCCAUCUGCCUCCAGGCCCGAGGGAGGCCUGUGGCUCCCAGGCCCCCUCGGCAGCACUGCCUCUGUCCACCUGCCUUUAACAGACAACGGCGAGGGUUUGUCUCUAUCAAGGUGUAAGGCUCCAACUCGAAGGACUUUCUGACAACCCCCACUGGUCUCCCCUCCUCGCAGCACCCCGACCUUGUAUCCAGCCUGGCCCAGAGCCAGCUCUGCCUGGCGAGGCUGGAGGGAGCACCAGGGCCUGCUGUCAGCCUCCUGGCACUGGUGCACUGACGCUGUGCCUUGUCACCCACCCAGCUGCAAGAGGGACUGAGGGGCCCAAGCGGCCAGCCAGACGCCAGGCCCUGUGCUGGGGGAGGACAAUCCUGCAGAGCCUGGUCAGCUUUGCGAGGACGGUGACACUGGUUUGUCUGAACCCACCUGGCCUGGGGAGCAACCCCGGUGCCAGGCCCCUGCUCCCCAAUGUCUAGAGCCAGGAAGGGGCUGCUCACAACGAAGGCACUCCUGCCCGGGCACUGUGCCCUGCCCCAGAGUGGUGGCUAGGCCUGGUGGCGUGGAGGCCCCCACCCCAGGGCAGCCAGGACUCUGCACUCACACGGGCAGGGCUCGACUUCUACACUGCAGGCGGCUACGUGCA
Lemur catta (Ring-tailed lemur) is the source of this 4294-nucleotide messenger RNA. It is a transcript of the gene SMPD3, whose product is annotated as sphingomyelin phosphodiesterase 3. The record is from RefSeq and is a predicted model, not a curated record. Lineage: Eukaryota; Metazoa; Chordata; Mammalia; Primates; Lemuridae. Gene Ontology annotation, cellular component: extracellular region; cytoplasm. Gene Ontology annotation, molecular function: sphingomyelin phosphodiesterase activity. Gene Ontology annotation, biological process: sphingomyelin metabolic process.